AUGGCUACAGUUCGUAUUAGCGUCUGCGGCGACGAAGGCACUGGCAAGUCCAGCUUGAUCACCUCCCUGGUCAAGGGUGUCUUCGUCACCAACAAGAUCCAGCCCAUUUUGCCUCAGAUUACGAUCCCUCCUACCAUCGGAACCCCGGAGAAUGUCACCACGACAACCGUCGUCGACACCUCCGCCCUCCCGCAAGAACGAAACAACCUGGCGCGCGAGAUCCGCAAGUCCAACGUGAUCCUGUUGGUCUACUCUGAUCACUACAGCUAUGAGCGCGUCGCGCUCUUCUGGCUACCCUAUUUCCGAUCGCUGGGUGUCAAUGUCCCCGUUGUGCUGUGCGCCAACAAGUCAGACCUCGCCGCCAGCCACAACGAGGCGCAGGUGAUUGAGGAGGAAAUGCUCCCUUUGAUGUCGGAGUUCAAGGAAAUUGAUUCUUGCAUUCGUACAAGUGCCCGCGAGCAUCGGAACGUCAAUGAAGCUUUCUUCGUUUGCCAAAAAGCAGUCACGCACCCAAUCGCCCCCCUUUUCGAUUCCAAGGAAGCCGCUCUAAAACCCGCCGCCGUCGCCGCACUCCAGCGCAUUUUCUACCUCAGCGACAAGGAUCGAGAUGGUUAUCUCUCGGAUAAGGAAAUUGCGGACUUCCAAACGCGAUGCUUUGGCAAGCCUCUCAGCGAGGAGGAUCUGGCACAUAUUAAAGAAACCAUCCAACGGAGCUUCCCGGACUCAGUGAACGACUCCGGCAUUGACUGCCCUGGUUUCAUUCAUUUAAAUAAGCUUUACGCGGAAAAGGGUCGACACGAGACGGUUUGGAUUAUUCUACGAGCAUUCCAGUACACCGACAACCUGUCCCUGCAAGAAAACUUCUUACAUCCCCGGUUCGAAGUCCCGCCUUAUGCAUCGGCAGAACUUUCCCCGGAAGGGUAUCGCUUCUUUGUGAAUCUGUUCCUACUAUCCGAUAAGGACAAUGACGGUGGUCUGAAUAACGCCGAACUGGCGUCCUUAUUCGCACCGACCCCUGGGCUGCCCGCAUCUUGGGCCGACGGUUCGUUCCCUUCUUCAACUGUCCGCAAUGAAGCCGGCCAUGUCACACUCCAGGGAUGGCUCGCGCAAUGGAGUAUGACGACCUUCAUGUCUGCCAAGACUACACUAGAGUACCUGGCCUACCUCGGUUUCGAAUCAUCUGACCGAAGUAAUCCUUCCAUCACAUCGGCGUUGAAGGUGACGCGACCGCGCAAGAGAAGGCGGCGCCCGGGACGCGUCGGACGAAAUGUAGUUCAAUGCCACGUUUUGGGUGCUGCCGGAUCAGGAAAAUCUGCUCUUUUGGACGCACUGCUGUCCCGUGGAUUCAGCUCGACAUAUCAUCCCACCAUUCAACCCCGUACAGCUGUGAAUACAGUUGAGCUACCUGGCGGGAAACAGUGCUAUCUGAUUAUGGACGAGCUAGGCGAACUGGAGCCCGCCAUUCUGGAGAACCAGGCGAAAUUACUGGACCAAUGUGACGUGGUCGCCUAUACAUAUGACUCGUCUGAUCCGGAUUCGUUUGCGUAUAUACCCGCGCUGCGAGCCAAGUACCCCCACCUGGAAGAAUUGCCUAGUGUGUUUAUUGCACUCAAGGCCGACUUGGACCGGACCACGCAGCGGGCGGAGCAUCAGCCCCAUGAAUACACGGCGAUGCUGAACAUCCCUACUCCCCCUCUUCAUGUCAGUGUAACCUGGAAUUCGAUCCAGGAGGUCUUUGUCCAUAUCGCGGAAGCUGCCAUGGAGCCCAGCACGGCGUUCCCGCGCAGUGAAGAGGAUGUUGAAGGGAAAUGGAUGUCGUGGGGUAUCGCGUUGGGGGCGGUCGUCUGUGCCGGGGCCGCAGCAGUGAUGAUCUGGAGACGAGUGGGCAGUGGGCAAUGA
This is a messenger RNA of Penicillium cosmopolitanum, 1899 nucleotides long. RefSeq names its product ERMES complex Ca(2+)-binding regulatory GTPase GEM1 (gene gem1). Gene Ontology annotation, biological process: mitochondrion organization; small GTPase-mediated signal transduction; regulation of mitochondrion organization. The record is from RefSeq and is a predicted model, not a curated record. Gene Ontology annotation, cellular component: mitochondrial outer membrane. The transcript is spliced from 2 exons. Bases 1 to 1899 code for a protein of 632 amino acids. Gene Ontology annotation, molecular function: calcium ion binding; GTPase activity; GTP binding. Lineage: Eukaryota; Fungi; Ascomycota; Eurotiomycetes; Eurotiales; Aspergillaceae.